Tarenaya hassleriana is the source of this 847-nucleotide messenger RNA. RefSeq names its product transcription factor bHLH92-like. The transcript has 4 exons. Gene Ontology annotation, molecular function: protein dimerization activity. Bases 1 to 708 code for a protein of 235 amino acids. Lineage: Eukaryota; Viridiplantae; Streptophyta; Magnoliopsida; Brassicales; Cleomaceae. The record is from RefSeq and is a predicted model, not a curated record.
AUGGAUCCUCACUUGUUAUCGCCAGAUUUCCUGUUCCCAGAAGAAGGUUCUUUCUGGUACGAGGUUUUCGGAGAACGAAGCCGUGUCCCUGUUCAGAAACAGAGCGCCUUCAGACCGUACAAUAAAGCCGAUGGCGGAGGCGCGGUGGCGGCCGGAAACAUAAAGAGGAGGAUGGCGGAUCUUCUGAGAAGGAAUUGGGAGGAGAGGAGGAAAGCGGCGGCUCCGGCGAGAGAUAGAUGCCGGCGGCAUAUGAUCAACGAGAGAGCGAGAAGAGACAAACAGAGACAGAGUUAUUUUGCUCUGCAUUCUCUUUUACCCUCUGGAACUAAGAACGACAAAAACUCGAUUGUUCAGAGUGCCCUGAACAGGAUCGGAGAGUUGCAAAGACAGAAGAGAGAGUUAGAGAGAAGAAUCCACGUGUUGGAAGCGAAUCUAAAAACAGCGAGUGAGGAGAAGCAGAUAGCGUUGAAAGUAGAAGACCCUGUUUCAGGGACAGACUCCAUGUUAGAAGCUCUCAAGUGUCUGAAAGCCAUUGGCGCAAAAUCCGUAACGAUUCAGGCAAAGUUCUCCCCACGAGAAUUCUCUACAACCAUGACCAUCGAAUCUCAGAUAGCAGGAGGCGAGGUUGAACAAACACUGGAAAAAACGCUCCAAGAAGCUGAAUGGAAACUUCUCUUUCUCCCAGAAGCUUCCUUCUGCAAAGACUAAAUGUUUCAUUUCCGUUGACUAACUCUUUAUAAUUAUUAUUUGUUAUUUUCAUUUUUUUGUAUAUAAAUUCCCACUGCUAUUUAUUUGACCUUCAUUACUUCGCUAUAGAAACUGACAUAUUCUAAAAAUGUGUCCCAAA